Messenger RNA from Durusdinium trenchii, 5562 nucleotides. NCBI's taxonomy places the organism in Eukaryota, Dinophyceae, Suessiales, Symbiodiniaceae. The record is from the annotation of a GenBank genome assembly.
AUGCGCUGGUGGGUCUCAAGCCUAGACCUCGCUUCGACUGCCAAGUACAACCUGGCAGCACGUUGGCUCUUGCGUCAGACUGGCAUAGUGCGUCAGCGAGGGGAAGAGUUUAACCCUGAGGACUUGGCUUACAAGCCUGCGGAAAUGGGCAUUGACCCGACCACCAACGAUGAGAUCGAGAUCACUCCUCCCGACUACUUGCAUGGCUUGAACAAGCUGCUUGACGCCCUUGAGUCGAUCAAUGGCCAGACGGUUUUGGACAAGCGUGGUGAACUGCGAAGCCAAUUUUAUUUGGAACUUCAACGAAAGCCUGGGGAACGGUUGAGUGAGUUCUGCACUCGGUUCAGGACACUUGUUGCUGACCUCCAAGCUGAACAAGUUCACUUGCCGGCCUCUGAACUCGGUUGGUUCCUCAAGAACAAGAUUGGCCUUGAUCCUCUUCGUCGCCAGUUGCUUGAGACGGCGCUUCAAGGCCGAGAGGAAUACAAUGUGAUCGAGGCCGAAGUUCUCCGACUCUUCAAAGACCUGCAUUUGGCUGAUCCUCUUCACCGGAAGUUUGGCCAAGGUGGUGACAAGCCGAGGUUGUCGAUUCGUCGGAUGUUUCAGUCGGUUGGUCCUUCGUCCUCCGCUUCGUCCUCUGCUUCGACCAUUAGUAGAAGUCCCUCCAUGUUUUCCUCAGCGUCCUCCUUUCGGAGACCUUCGACGGCCAGUGUCAGCAGUGCCCCAACUCGGAAGGUCUAUAUGGCUGAAGUGCCUGAAGAGGGCCAUGAGGAUGGACCUGUUGAAGAAGUCUUGGAAGCCUCAGCUGAGACUGCUGAGGAUGUGGAAGAGCCAGGACUUGUGGACUUCCUCCAGUCUGAAGCAGAAUGCCUUGCCACGGAACUUCAGGCUGCUGAAGAACAGGGUGCCGAUCCAGACUUGUUGCAAAGCGUGGAGGCCGAUUUUGAACAGGCAGCAGAGGCAUUAGUCACAAUGAAAGAGGCUCGCUCCAAACUCCAAGAGCUUCGAAAAGACCGAGGCUUCGGUAAGCCUUCGCCAGGAGGCCCAGCUGGAGGUGCGAAGAAUGCUGGAGUGCCAGCAGCAAGGAAAGCGUCAGGUCGCCACCCAUGCUUUGACUGCAACCAGCAUGGUCACUGGGCAGGCGACAAAGAGUGCCCAAAGCCAGGAGCAGGACUUGGACGCAAGCCGUUGGCUGUGGCAAAAGCAAAGCCGCGGCAAGUGCGAGUGACUGAAGCGCUUCAUGCAGAACAUGAUCCCAGCACUGUUUUGGUUGGUACUUCAUCCUCCUCACCUCCAUCGGCAUCACUCCCGGUUGACCCCAAGGUUCAUGAAGCCUCCAUGGUAAACCAUGUAGGGUCUCUUCGUUUGGACCAAGCUCUGGACUUCACCAUCAACAACCACCGGGUUUCUCAUGCAGCCUUGAUCGCUGGUUCGCCGCCCGCCUCUCAGGUGCUGUCAGAAGAGAAGAUUCUGGUGGGCGCCUUGGACUCGGCCUGCAACCGUACGUGUUGCGGUGAGUUUUGGUUGGACACUUAUGUAGAGCAUCUGAAGUCCUCUGCACCCGCUUGGAUCACCAAUCUGAUUGUGAAUGUCGAUGAGACCGAGCUGGACCUGGCACAAAUGUCAGCUGGGCACUUCAUGUUGCCCCUGCAGCCGAUCAGCGGCAUGGCGACUCCGGCAGACACUCCGUACGAGCUGAUUCCAUUGACGCCCAGCUUGAUUGCUCAGUACACGGAGCAUGUGGGAAGUCGAGCCUUCGUACCAUACCGGUGGAGAAGGUUCAUCCUUCGCAUGUUGGAUCGUGCCUUCUGGCACGCACGAAGCUUGCUGCUUUGGUUGGCGCCGCGCUCACAUUUGCGGUACUUGCCUUUUCCUUACCCUGCCAUUUCGUCUGUGACCGAUUGGAAGCUGCAAGCGCAGACUAUGGUGGACAACCACUCGAUGAGCCGCCGUCACCACUACUAUGCCACCAACCGGAACCUCUACACGGAUAUGAUUCUUCAGACUUUCCUCUUGACUCGGCAGAUGAAAGGGCAUGGUCAACGGGUGAAGCAAGCUGCAUUGGACGAAGCCCGAGAGCGAGCUCGCCAGGAGACAGCAGUUCAGGAUCGAGAGAUUUUGGCCCGUCAGAUGAUCGGUCCUCGUGGUGGACUACCACCUCUCCGAGCCGACCUUGUUCGUUUGGCCUUGCUGUUGAAUGUCGAGGUCGAUGCGAAGGACACGAUUGCCAAUUUGCAGAAGAAGAUUCGGCCGAUUGUGGACAUUCUCAAGCAAAAACCCACUCCGGCGAGCAGUUCAACCUUGAAGCAUCAGACGGUCCCUUCCACUCCUCCGGGACGAUCUGGUGUAUCAACAUGGUCGAGUCCUCCGAGUACAGCGUGGGCCCAAGUGGACCGAAUGACUCCACCUCUGACUCCAGAGCAGCGAGCCGACAUGGGCUCCAACAUCGGACAGGAACUCCAUGCCAUGGAGCUGAAGGUGCAAGCGCUGAUGAAGGCCCAGGACGAGCGCUUCAAUGCGAUGAUGCAAACCGUCCUCCAGGCCGUGCAGAACCAGCAGAGUGGAGCCUCCGUGGAUGCCAAGAUCGAGAUUGCUUGGGAGCAGCACAGGCGUGACCAGAAAGCUGUUUCCGUUUCCUCCAAAGAUGUUCAGGAGAUUUUCAUGGCUACUUGGGAGACGGACAUGCGAGCCUACAUGAACGAGACCUUCCUUUUGGAGUUCACAUUUCCUCAUACCCUGGCUACUGAAGUGUUUACGGACACUGAACCUGUGGCUCGUGCAAUUCGACGACGUGGACUUCACGCUGGAGACAGUCUGACCCUGAGUUCAGGUUGGGACCUUCGUUUGCAGAAAGACCAGAUUGCUGCUUUUGAAGUCUUGAAGAGAACAAAACCCUAUGUUGUUGUUCUGGCAUUUCCUUGCGGCCCUUGGUCUUCACUUCAGUUCCUGAACCCAGCCGCCAAUUUGGCUGGGAUGCGAGAAGAGGCAUUGAGUUUGAUAGCUUUCGCACUUCGUGUGGCAGAGUUUCAAGUGGCCCACGGCCGGCACUAUGUCAUGGAGAACCCUCGGAACUCGAUGGCUUGGCGCCUUCCUACUUUGCAGGACUUUGUGCUUCGCACUCAUUCAUUGGAGGUGGUCUUGGACAUGUGUUGUUCCAAUUUACGUGCCCCAGACGGCCUUCUACACAAGAAACCAACAAAGCUCCUCACUUCCAUGCAGGCAGUGGUGAGCGCCUUUUUGAACUGCAGCUGUGAAGGAGAUCACAACCAUGCGCCCGUGAUGGGCGGUAGCAAGAUCACCGCCGCAGCUGGACACUAUACCUCUGAGUUCUCUGACGCCCUUGUCGAGGCCUUUUUGGAACAGUAUGACUUCGAGAAAGUAGUGCUCUUCAGCCCAGACUCAUCUCCUGAAGGUGGGACUGAAGUGUUUUUGACUGAGAAUGAGGCCUUUGCUGCUGACAGAGACGACGAUAUGGAAUCAGAAGGCUCUGAUGAGGAGGAACUGGUCAAAGACGAUGCCAAAGUUCUCAUUUCGCCUGCCAUCAAGAAUGCGGUCUACCGUCUUCAUGUGAAUACAGGGCAUAGAUCCAACCAACGCUUGGCUCGUGCCUUGUUGGUGGCAGGUGCACCCCAUGAUGCUGUCUUGGCAGCAAAGCGGCUGAAGUGCUCAGUGUGUCGUGAACGACAGCCUCCCAAGCCUCGACUACCAGCUUCACUGCCUCCACCACGUGAAGUGGGACAACAGGUGCACGUUGACUUGUUGCAAAUUGAAGAUUCUUUGAAGAGGCCACAUUGGAUAGCUCAUGCGACGGACAACGUGUCGCGGUUUCAGGCGGCUCGUGUUCUGGAAGACAAAUCCUCAUCGGCCUGCAUUGAGUUCUUGACCGUGCACUGGAUUGGACUCAUGGGUUUCCCACACACUUUGGUGGCAGACCAAGGCCGUGAAUUCAUCAGUGCUGAGUUCUGCGAUUGGUGUGAUAGCAAGUCCAUUUACCUCUACCACUGCGGUGUCGGUGCGCCUUGGCAGAACGGUAUCGCUGAGCGCAGCGGAGCUACGUUGAGAGCCUUGACUUCAGCCAUUUGCCAGACUCAUGCUGUCUCCACCUACGAGGAGAUGCAAUGCGCAGUGAGCGAAGGGGUCGCUGCUUACAACAACGAUGUGAACGAGAGCGGUGUCUCCCCUCAGCAGAUGGUGACCGGGAAGAACACCCGAUCGCAAGGCGACGUGUUGGCUGAGUUCGGCAACCACUUAGCUGAGCACUCACUCUUGGAGGUGACUCCCUCCAUGGCCAAGCAGGCAGCAAUUGAAGAGGUGAUCUCUGCAGCGCAGAAUGAUGCUGUGAAUCGAGAGGAUGAGCAAGAUGUUGAACCACUUCCUGAAGAUGAACGUCCCUUGCCCGUUGUGAACUUCGGCCUUCAGAAGCGACAGCCUUUGAAGCUCUUGUCUUGGACAGUGUGCAGCUGGAAUGUUUGGCCAACAGCUCUACAGCCCAUCCCCUGGGAGUUCAAACGCACUGGAGACUUUGAGCUUGUUUUCCGGCCGGUAGACUAUCGGACAGCAGGAAUUGUAGCCAUCUCCGAUGCUGCCUUGGGCAACGUUCAGCGCAGCGGUGCUGGCAUUGGCUCGCCUCUUGAGAAGGUUUAUUCCCAAGCUGGAUAUGUAAUCCUUCUCGGAGACAAAGAUUUGGUUCGAGGUCAACAUGGAAGGUUCAACAUUAUUGACUGUCGAUCUCAUCGGAUCAGUCGAGUUUGUCGCUCUACAUACUCAGCUGAAACUCUCUCAGCGGAAGAGUCCAUAGACGUUGGGCAGCUGUGUCGUGGCUUCCUUGCUAGCUUGUGGGGAAAGAAUGUCAUCGGCAAGGCUGCAGACCGUGCCAUGGAUAGCGUUUGGUUCACUGCCGUGGUUGACGCCAAGGAUGUCCAUGACAAAGGGAACAGUGACACACCAUCCUUCGGGAGUCAGAAAUCACUGGCUUUCACUAUAGGUUGGCUGAGAGCUAUUCUUCGUCGACCUCACACUGCUCUCAAGUGGACAGCCACGUCCAAUAUGUGGAUCGAUGCCUUGACCAAGGAUAUGGACUUGACGCACGUACGUCGAAUCAUGUCUGCUGGAGAGUGGUCGGUUAGCUAUAGCCCAGAGUUUGUGAGGCAAGUUUCAAAGACCAAAAAGGCUAAGCCCAGUGAUGACCCAGCAAGCGCUGAACUUCCUGGUGAGCGCCUGAACGGCGAUGACCCUUUGCUUCCGCAUUUAGCUCGGUUGGCUGAUCGAAAAGGUUGGCACUUCAUUUCGAACAUUGGUGUACAGGUUGCACACUCAGCCAAAUCGUUUAGAACUCCAGAACCGAGGUUUAGUGCAGUUGAUUUGCCCCUCAGGAGCUCUUUUGGCCGAUUUUGUGUGAAUGACCAGUAUAUCUGGCGAUGUUUGGAAAGCGGCACUCGCUAUGGAGAGCUGACCAAUCAGCAUGGCAUGAUCGGUUGCGCGACGCCGAUCUUGAUCACUCUCUUUCAUUCCGGCUCAUCUCUCACCUCCUUGACCCCUGAAGCUACAAAGAAAAUGGAAUGA